CGGAAGCCUUGGAGUUUACACGGCUAGCGAUCAAGCUUGUGAACAUGGCCAGCUGGGCGAGGGUUUCCGCUGUCUUGAGAAAUGUUUUCAGGAGCCCCCAGUCUCUGAAAAGUUUGGCAGUGCGCCGGGCAGUCGGCCCUGGUCUUUUCGGGUGUGUAAUCGGAACUGGGGUGGUUUGUUAUUUCCAAUACCGUGCGAACAACAGGACUCUGCCCUUCGCCGUUCAUGCCCGGGAACAAAAAGAAGCCGCUGCUCCCCAGCGGUCCGCCAGAAAGGCUCGUUUCAUCCAGUUCGCCUCGGUGGUGUACGAACAGGAGCCCUACAUGACCCCCAGAGACUUCCUGUUCUCUGUGAUGCUGGAGAAUGUUGACCGAAAGCUGCAGAAGAGAAUUUUAACACCACAGGACUUUCACAGGAUGUUGGCGUCUGCCUCUACAGCUCGGGCUGGUAAUGAUCUGUUCAGGACCUUAGGAGACAAUGGUUUGAUAUCGUACACAGAGUAUCUGUUCCUGCUCACUAUCCUGACCAAGCCGCGUACAGGAUUUCACAUAGCUUUCAAAAUGCUUGAUGUUGACGGCAAUGAGCAUGUGGACAAAAAGGAAUUUCUGAAGCUGAAGAAAAUCAUUGGCAAAAGUAAAAAGAGAGUUCAGAAAGACGGCACAGAGAAUCAGGUGGAAGAAGCAGGAAGUGUGAACACGACGCUGCAGGCCUACUUCUUUGGGAAGAAAGGAGAGGGCAAGUUGCAGUAUCAGGAGUUCCGCAGGUUCAUGGAGGACCUGCAGGCUGAAGUUCAGGAGAUGGAGUUCAUGCAGUUCUCCAAAGGUAUGGACACCAUGCGAAGAGAAGACUUUGCGGAGUGGCUGCUUCACUACACCAACGAAGAAGACAACGAAGUCUACUGGGAAAACAUGAGGAAGAGGAUCCCUGCUGGCCAGAGCAUCACAUUUGAUGAGUUCAAAGCCUUCUGUCUCUUCACCAACAAUCUGGAGGAUUUUGCCUUUUCAAUGAAACUGGUGACUGGAGCCAACCGUCCCGUUGGAAUGGCCCAGUUCAAGCGAGCCGUGAGGAUCGCCACAGGCCACGAUCUGUCUGAGAACGUGCUGGACACUGUGUUUAAACUCUUUGACAUGGAUGGAGACAACUGCCUGAGCCACAAGGAAUUCAUUGGUGUGAUGACAGACAGAGUGCUGCGAGGUCUGAAGGUGCAGCAUCAGAACGGCUUCCCUGACUACUGGAAGUGCGUGAAGAGAGAGACCCUGAAGGGAGCUCAGGAGGCCUUGGGGGACACCGGGUGCCCCAUCUGAACCACUGUGACGUUCCAGGACGCGUCUGAUGAUCACUCCGACCACUGCUCACCUUGGUAUCGUCAAAUCAAAUAUGUGGUGUGAACAAGACUCUAAAUGUAACCACAUGUAUAGACACAAAGGAUUUCCACCACUGUCUCGUGUACAAAUAUGUUUACAGAUCAAUAAUGCAUUAUGUGAUAUUAACUAUAGAACUGUGGUUGUGGUGUUUACAAGAUAUAUUUUGUUUGGUGCCUUGUGCUUGCCUCUGAGCUUAAUCGUGCAUUUUCUAUUAGAGUGGCUGAUCAUAAUCAAUUUUGCACUCAACACACUUUGUUACUUACAUGCAGUGUGUUUACAAAACUGUGUUUCAAAGGAUAGAUCUGAGCAUGCUGAUGCUUGAUACAACAUCUGGUGUGGGUUUUUAAUUUUUUUGUCAAAUAUUUAUCAAGUAAAGUUUUCUAAAACUGUCUCAACAAUGUGCUGCACAUUUGACAUUCACAGAAUAAACCAGCUGUAACUAAGAACUAUUUUUGUCAUU
Molecule: messenger RNA, 1824 nt
Organism: Chelmon rostratus (copperband butterflyfish)
Lineage: Eukaryota; Metazoa; Chordata; Actinopteri; Chaetodontiformes; Chaetodontidae
Gene: micu2
Product: mitochondrial calcium uptake 2
Exons: 12
Coding region: 45-1304 (419 amino acids)
Biological process (GO): mitochondrial calcium ion homeostasis; calcium import into the mitochondrion
Cellular component (GO): uniplex complex
Molecular function (GO): calcium ion binding
Source: RefSeq, a predicted model, not a curated record